Pelobates cultripes (western spadefoot toad) is the source of this 4719-nucleotide messenger RNA. Lineage: Eukaryota; Metazoa; Chordata; Amphibia; Anura; Pelobatidae. The record is from the annotation of a GenBank genome assembly.
CGGAGGCCCGGCCACGCCCCCAUUCGCCAAAGCCCUAGCGCUCUAUAUAAGGCGGCCAUUUCGUCAGCGCACUCCCCAGCCCUCGGAAGCUUUUAGUGCUGCAGCAGAAGCCACUCACCGACCGAACCGGCAAAUCACCAUGAGCGACGCGGCCAUCUCAUUCGCCAAGGACUUCCUGGCCGGCGGUGUGGCCGCUGCCAUCUCCAAGACUGCUGUAGCCCCCAUUGAAAGGGUCAAGCUUCUCCUGCAAGUAAGACUAAUCCUUAACAUUCCAUGUUCGAAAUCUCUAGCCAGUGUUCUGGAAUCCUCUGAGAAUUCCAUGUCCCUGUCAUUAAAGUACCUCAGGUAACCUUGGGAUGGCUGCAGUAAUGGCUGCCUGGCUGAAGGGCAGAUGUUGGUGCUGUAGGUGAUUAGUUGAUGGGAUGCUAGGCCUGGCUAAUCCUCCAUUACCCUUGGCUGCUGCUUCCUCCCUGUGGUAAAUCAAUGUGCUCCUUCCUCCAGUAACCAGUCAUGAUCUCCAUAGUGACUGAGGGGAGAGUUGUACCCCCUGAUGGCCUCUUACUAAUACCUGACUCAGGCCAAGGUCGCUGCAAGGAGAGAGUAGGCCAUCCUGGGGGUUAUGAUGCAGAUACAGCCCAGCUUUAAAGGCUGCCUUGUGAGAACUUGCCUUUCAAGGAUUCUGUUACAUUUUCAGCAUUUGUGUUUUUUUUUUUUUUUUUAAAUCUAGUUAUAUAUAUAUUUUUUUUUUUAAGGGUCUACUUGCUAAUCUGGUCCCCUUGCAGUUUUGUAAGACAGUUACUGGCCUUUUGUUUCCUGGUGGCGCUAUUGUGGCCCCUUUAAAUCUCCCUAAAUCCUCUGUGCUUGCAGUGACUUGUCUUUACAGCUGGACCCUGCGGUUGUGUAAUUUCCCGGGAUUCUCCUCCCUCCCCCCCUUCCCUCCUUUCUUUACCACGUGUUUGCAGCCGGCACAAUGAAUGAAUAACUCACCAUUUUGAGUAGCUCAGCAUAGGGCUGGGCCCAAGGACGGAAACUACCUCCUCCUUUAAUAGGAAACUCGUGGAUCCCCACAUCCUCAUUCUGAUAUUUCUAAGAAUGAAGAGGUUUUUAUAAGAAUUUAAUAUUUUUGCAAGUUUUUUUAUAUCCUAGAUUUUAAGCUUGUUUGAGCAGGGCCUUCAUCAACCUAUUGUCCCUGUAACAUUUUGUAAUACCCUCACUUAAUCAUAAGUUUCCUUUAUAUUGUAUAUUGAUGCAAAGUUAGCGUUCUAUAAUCGCCAAUAAUUCUGCUUAAUUUGAAUUAGAAACAUCAACAUGUGUGCAUAUGUACGAAAUUUUUAUAGAAAUAAUUGAUUUCUGUCUGUAAGUUUAAACUUAACAGAUCUUGGGUUUAUUCAUCUUAUGAAAUGAAAAGUACCAUUCUAGAUUGUGAAACUGCUAAACUUGGGCCUUUUCAAGGUGACUGUCAACACUUGACAUUGAAUAAACCUAAUGCAGAUGAGGCUGAAUUUACAAUUAUUUAUAUAGUGACAACGUAUUCUGUAUUGCUAUAUAAUGGGAAACAAGGCCAACAUUUUAAAAAUUUAUUUCAAUUUGACUUGGCUUAAUCUUAAAAAUUGUGUUGUAAUUACAAAAAAGGUUUUGAAAUGCUAUGCAGUAUACUGUAUUAGUGACACUAAGCAUUAUCUUUCUUUCUUCAGGUCCAGCAUGCAAGCAAACAGAUUACCGUUGACAAGCAGUACAAGGGCAUUAUGGACUGUGUUGUCCGUAUUCCCAAAGAACAAGGUUUCGUGUCUUUCUGGCGUGGUAACCUUGCCAACGUGAUCCGAUAUUUCCCAACUCAGGCCCUCAACUUCGCCUUCAAGGACAAGUACAAGCAGAUUUUCUUGGACAAUGUUGAUAAGAGGACCCAGUUCUGGCGGUACUUUGCCGGUAACUUGGCAUCUGGUGGUGCUGCUGGUGCCACUUCCCUCUGCUUUGUCUACCCUCUUGACUUUGCCAGAACACGGCUGGCUGCUGAUGUGGGCAAGGCUGGUGCUGAUCGUGAGUUCAAGGGCCUUGGUGACUGCUUAGUCAAGAUCUCCAAAUCAGAUGGUAUUAAAGGCCUUUACCAAGGUUUCAAUGUAUCUGUUCAGGGCAUUAUCAUCUACAGAGCAGCUUAUUUUGGAAUAUAUGAUACAGCCAAAGGUAUGUUUAAAUCUCUAGUAAAUUGUGGGUUGUGAUAAUGGUAAUUGUUUAAUGUUUUGGUGUAUCCAUAACACUUCUUCUUUCUGUUUAGGAAUGCUUCCAGACCCCAAGAACACACACAUCAUUAUUAGUUGGAUGAUUGCUCAGACAGUAACAGCAGUGGCAGGUUUUGCAUCCUAUCCAUUUGACACAGUCCGUCGAAGAAUGAUGAUGCAGUCUGGCAGAAAAGGAGGUAAGUUCUCAGAUAUUCUCCUUUACUUACUUCUCAUGGCUCCCUUAACCCCCUUAAGGACAUGUGUGACACUUCAUGAUUCCCUUUUAUUCCAGAAGUUUGGUCCUUAAGGGGUUAAAGGGAAACUAUAGUGCCAGGAAAACAAACCUUUUCCUGUCACUUACCUGGGUUCAGCAUUGAGGCCCCUUGGUGCUGGCUCAGCUCCUCCCUGUAUUCUGGGAAUUGUAGUUCAUCCCUAUUUUAGGGGCAGGGUUGACAUUCUCUAAAUUAAAGCAGAUCUGUCACUCUUCAGUAUUUCAUAACCGUAUAAUCUUUGAGAAACUGAAAUCCCAAAUGCAAACAUUGUAAGACAGAGUAGGAUCUACUUUCUUAUGGUAAAGCCUUAGGUUGACAAGACAGAGCUGCUCUCCACUCUUCAAUAUUAAGCUGUGGGAUUAUUCAGGUUUUGUCAAUGGUGGGUCUCAGACCUACAGCACUGAUGUGGCAGCUGAAGCCACAGCAACCAAAAUAACCUGUGGCAUUUAGAUGGCAGUCUGCUUCAAGGGACUGCUAGAGAAAUUUAACUCUACACUGCACCUUGUCCACCAGUUCCAGAAUGGAUCUAUUUUCCUGUCUUUGCAAAAUAUGAAAUUGGCAGACUUAAACAGUUAAAUGCACACUAGUUCGGAAUAUAAAUGUGUCCAUAAUUCCAUAGCUUCCUGGUGGCAGUUGAGGGGUGGGGGGGUACUUAUUUUUCUCUCAGCACCAGUCUCAAUGGCUGGCCCUGAUACCUAUACUGAGAUCAAUGCUUUGCCAUAGGCAGACAUAGCAAGGUCAGUGCACAUGUGCUGCAAAAUGCCUCAAUCGGAUGGAUAGUUUUACACUUUGGAAGUGACUGCCAUUAUAUGCACUUAAACCCUGCAGUGAAAAUAACUGCUGUUCUGCAGAUGAAGUGGUCUUGGUGCCCUGUCUCUUUAAAACUUGUCCCUGGUAAAACAAAGCAGUACGCGGGGGUGAAAGUAAAAGUACAUGUUCAGCUCAGUAAAACCGUCUGAACUGUGCGCACUACUUUACUUGUAUGUCUUGGUUAAAUGGACUCUCCAGGCACCCAGGCCACUUCUGCCCAUUGGAGUGGCCUGGGUGCCAACUCCCACUACUCUUAACCCUGCAAGUGUAAUUAUUGCAGUUUGCUAUAAACUGCAAUAAUUACUUUGCAGGGUUAACUCCACCUCUACUAGACAGCCACUAGAGGGCACUUUCUCCUUCAUAGCACAGAAAACCUGUGCUAGAGCGUCGCUGGACAUGCUCGCUCUGUGAGGACCUCCAGCGUCGCUCAAUUCCCCAUAGGAAAGCAUUGAAAAGCAUUUUCAAUGCUUUCCUAUGGGGAGCUCUAAUGCGCAUGCGCAGCAAUGCUGCGCAUUAGGUCUCCCGGGCCAGUGGGCGGGUUCAGUCUCGCCCACCAGCUGACGUAAUGCGGUGGAGGGAGAAGCGGUGACGGACAUGUUGCUGCCUCUUGUAAGUGACUGAAGGGGUUUUCACACCUUCAGCAACCUGGGAUUGGGGGGUGGGAGAGGGGACCUGCAGUGCCAGUUAAACAGAUUGUUUCCAUUUAAGUAUUUCAGCCCCUCUAGUACCAGUAUGCCAGACUUCCUAUUGGGUAACCAUAGGAAGUAUAGUAAUCUUGUGACUGUAAGCCUUGGUCUUAAAAAGAUGUUUGAAGUUGGUCAUUUUGCAAAAUGGGGGGGUGGGAGAAAUCGAACUUUUGGCUUAUUCAUAUGUGUAAAAUGUAUUUUCUUUUGCAGCCGAUAUCAUGUACUCUGGAACAAUUGACUGCUGGAAAAAGAUUGCAAGAGAUGAAGGUUCCAAGGCUUUCUUCAAGGGUGCCUGGUCUAAUGUUCUCAGAGGAAUGGGUGGUGCUUUUGUGCUAGUCUUGUACGAUGAGAUGAAGAAAUACAUCUAAACCUGACCUUGUCCAGAUACCUGCCAUGGCAUGCUGUAUUAUGUAACAUACCCUGAACGUUCAUGGACUUUUCUUUUUGUCAAACACAUUUAUUUAUAAAGUGCAACCGGUUAUAUUUUACUAGUUGUUGUUUGGGAUCAAUCCUACAGGCCACCAGCUUUCCACAUUAACACAAAUCAUUCCCUUCCCCUGUCAUUAUUGUAUGCCUUGCACUAUAGUGUAGGCUGUCAGAAGUGAUGGGGAUACAACAAUGGGACUCAACGCUCCUUUAUAUUUUAUUUCAGCCAUUCAUGUUUUUAAGUAACUUGGAUUUGAGGAAAUAAAAAAAUAAAUAAAAAUGUGGAUCGAUCUCUGGCUAUUCUUGUGU